AUGGAGGGACUGGCCAAGAAGGAGCAGCGGGCGAUGGACCCCGGUGGCGGGAAGAAGGAGGGAAAGGUGGAGGUGGAAGCGGGAGAAGAAGAAGAAAAGAAGGAGGAGGAUGAAGAAGACGAGGAGCAAAUCACCGCUGAAACCCUGCGGGGCAAGCCCCGACCUCUGCCCAUCUCAGCGAUAUCAGCUUUCAGUUACGUGCCGCCAAGGCACCAGGGCCCCAAGGAGCGCAGCUACUUCGGUCGCGAGGGCCAGACAGGGGUUGUCUCCCUCUAUGACUGCGUUUUUAAGAGGAGACUAGAUUAUAACCAGAAAUUACAUCGAGAUGACAGAGAACAUGCAAAGAACCUGGGGCUUCAUUUUAAUAAAGAGGAACAGGAAAGGACUGUGCCAGUGCUGAUGUCCUCUGUCUAUGGGAAACGCAUCAAUCAGCCCGUUGAGCCGCUAAACAGAGACUAUAUCCGUGUGAACCACGUGAAGACCGACUUCUACAGGAAGAACGACAUUGCCAGCAUCAAGGGGCCCGGCUUUGGGCACAUCACUCCAGCCUGA
Apodemus sylvaticus (European woodmouse) is the source of this 552-nucleotide messenger RNA. RefSeq names its product cilia and flagella associated protein 90 (gene Cfap90). NCBI's taxonomy places the organism in Eukaryota, Metazoa, Chordata, Mammalia, Rodentia, Muridae. The record is from RefSeq and is a predicted model, not a curated record. The transcript has 3 exons. The coding region runs from base 1 to 552 and encodes 183 amino acids.